Molecule: messenger RNA, 1277 nt
Organism: Dermacentor albipictus
Lineage: Eukaryota; Metazoa; Arthropoda; Arachnida; Ixodida; Ixodidae
Product: E3 ubiquitin-protein ligase trul-1-like
Biological process (GO): replication fork processing; protein ubiquitination
Cellular component (GO): site of DNA damage; nucleus
Molecular function (GO): ubiquitin protein ligase activity
Source: RefSeq, a predicted model, not a curated record
ACGAAGGCACGAGAGUGCGGCACAUCGGGCACGUGACAACGCGCUUUCUUUAAAACUGGCCCACUAGGCUCGGCGCUCAACCGUCCAGUCGGCCGUUGCUGACCGCACUGGAGGGUCUGCCGACCCGGUGGGUCUGCCGGGUCUACCGACCUGAUCUGCCGACCUGAUCGUCGCCAGGCGUGUCGCGCUGGUCAGCUAUGCGAACGACCUGCUGCAUCUGCAUGGACGCCAUUCAGGCCGGCAGCAGCAGCGACUCGAGUAGCGGCAGUAACAGCGUGAGCGCGACCGAGUGCGGCCAUGUCUUCCACGAGGCUUGCUUGCAGCGCUGGCUGGCAGCGUCCAGGAGCUGCCCAACCUGUCGCAAGCCGCUCCGUGCGCAUGGGAUUGUGAAGCUCUUCCUGGACGCAGCGGACGUGCUGCCCGGGGGUUGCAUUGGCAACGACGGCGGUCCACUGCAGCUGCUCCAGCGUGAACUAGGCGAGGCCAGGUCACAGCUGGAAGCGGCCGCUGUCGCCGAGAGGAGGCAGCAGGAGGCGACCGUCGCGCUACGCAGCAGCAUGCGCCAGAUCGAAGGCGUUGCGCGAACGUACAACGCCAAGUACGUCAACUCGCUGCGCGAGAACUGCCACCUGAGGACGCAGCUGAGGGGCCUGAGAGAAGAGGUCAGGGAUAAGAGGCACCUCCGCAGGGAGAACAUAGCGCUUCAGGCUCGCCUACACGCCAAAGAACGCCAACUGCAGACAGUAACGGACAGCCGGUCACAGCUGAACAAGGAGGCGUUCGACUUAAGGAGAACAGUGGCCCAAUUGGAAGUUCUGACAAGAGAGAGAAUGGCCCGCAUACGUGCGCUGGAAGGGGAUGUUAGUCGUCUCAAGGACAGGCUCCACAGGGCUGAACUCAAAGCGAGGAAAGGCAGCACUUCUGCAAGCUCAAAUGCCGAUGAUGGUCCAUUUGCAGAAAGCCCAGUGCCUCUACGAAUGAAGCGUCCACGUAUGACAAGCCCCGAUGAAACACCUUCUCCAAGUGCUGCCUCUCCAGCUCUUCACACUGUGACCUCUGCUUGGCACUCGAUGGCUCCAGAUGGUGCGACACCAAUGAGGGAACCACUGCUGCCAUGGAACACAAGCUUUUCCCGUCCACCUGCUGCUACAGAGUCAUUCAAUUCAGUCACCAGGGCUGGCUACAAUGGUCUAGGCAGUCAUUUCAAUAACGUUGCUGGAUCGAAUGCAUAUAUGAAAAAAUUCUAGGGUGCUUUCUAAUAUAUUGAUGCUAGCAUA